Messenger RNA from Meloidogyne enterolobii, 744 nucleotides. NCBI's taxonomy places the organism in Eukaryota, Metazoa, Nematoda, Chromadorea, Rhabditida, Meloidogynidae. The record is from the annotation of a GenBank genome assembly.
AAAUGAAUACCCAACGGCAUGUUGCCGGUUCCUCAACUUCUACCACUACUAGAAAAGGUUCUGGAACUCAAAAACUUUCUGGAUCAACAAGUGGGAAUGCUUGGGCUUCACAAACUGAGAAAAAUGAAAAUAUUAAAAUUGAACUAAACGACUUGACAAACAAAAAUUUAAACGAAGAAAAUGAUAGAAUUGAUAGUUUGCAUAUUCACACAAAUCCAAUUUUGAGGUUUAUAGAGAAUUCUAGGCUUUGUAGAUGCUCAAAAAGGAAUCAAUUAGCAAUUCUCGCAAAUCUGGGCUUUCUUAUCGUCUUUGGAAUUCGUUGUAAUUUUGGAGCAGCCAAAAAUCACAUGUCUAGAGAUUUUUAUGAUCCUUGGGGCAAAAAACAUAAGCACUCUUUUAAUUGGACUAGUGCUGAAUUGGGAGUGAUGGAAUCUUCCUUCUUUUAUGGAUAUUUAAUUACUCAAAUACCUGCUGGAUUUUUGGUUAGAAGUUUUUUUGAUUAAUUGGGCUCUAACUUAUCCCGCAUUUUUCAAUGAUUUAAUUCUGCACCUAUUUCAAAGCUCUCUUACUCAUCCCAAUCAUUUUCAUCUCUUCCCCCACUUUCCCACAUACCCGACCUUUUAUCCCCAUAUCUUAACCCUUCCCUAUAUAUCCUACCCCUUCCCUACAUGUCCCUAUCUCAUAUCACAUAUCCUCACAUAUCCCAACCUCUUAUCCAUAUAUCCCGGCUUUCCCACAUUCUUC